Molecule: messenger RNA, 3186 nt
Organism: Volvox carteri f. nagariensis
Lineage: Eukaryota; Viridiplantae; Chlorophyta; Chlorophyceae; Chlamydomonadales; Volvocaceae
Exons: 19
Coding region: 1-3186 (1061 amino acids)
Biological process (GO): protein phosphorylation
Molecular function (GO): ATP binding; protein kinase activity
Source: RefSeq, a predicted model, not a curated record
AUGAUCAGUGGGGCGCAAGAUGGGUCUGCUUCCCUGGAUAUGGAGUUCCUUACUACUGCGGUGGACUUUGCCCCUGGUAAGGGCAUAGCCAUGUUUUCUCUGACUUUGCUAGUAUGUAAACGUGGCGAAGGGUAUGGCCAAAUGCUGACAGCAAAAACGCAUGUGAUGGCUGCAGGGACAGCCCUCAUGCUUGAGAACUUGCGCCUUUUGAACGUGCGCUUUGCGUCGGAGCCGCUUCUUUCUCUACCGGCCUUCAAUACGAAACAGCUGGUGAUGAAGUCGGUAUCGAUCGAGACGGAUUGCCUAUCUCUCUCUACGCUCCUUGCCUCAAACCUAGCUGGCUCCGUGCACGGGCCGACGUACCUCUUCAUCGGAAGCUACUUAUCGAAUACUGUAUCGGCGUCCUCGGUCAACAUCACCUGUAACUUGCCCGCCAUCACAACGACAACAGUUGACGUGGACUACGUCGCAUUAGUGAGCAACAGCUUGGAGCUCUACAACGCUCUGGCUGCUUACGCCACAGGAAUCCCAGCCAACGGCAGCCGGAGCAGCCUAACCAUUUAUGCUGACCGAAACAUCACCAUGACUCCCGGCUUGUGGAAGCGCGCCAUCCCGCUUUACGUCACUCGUAAUGUCACUCUCCGGGGCUCUGCUGGUUCCGUCAACCUCUUGGACCUGCAAUGCGUCGUAAACGCCAACUGGUUCUUUCAAUUCGUCAGUGAGUACCAGUACUUCCGAUUGUGGACCUUGUUGACCACCACCGAGGUCCACCUAGACGAAGUCGGGGCGCAGCUCCGGGCGACGACGGUCCGAAUUAACUUCACCUCCUCGACGAACGAGACGUUGCGGUUCAGUCGGCUGACUGGUACCGGCCUGGACAUGAUCAACAUCAACCUCACCUCCGUCGUACGGGCAGUGCCGUACAAUCAUCUCGUACUCGAUAACCCAGUGAUCAUUCAGUCUUUUGGGCUCGCAGCCAACCUCACGCUUCUACCCGUCUACGACCUCUCUGAUUUGAUGACCCUUUUUAGCGCCAUGCAGACCACACCCAUAUCUGAGGGCGUCGUGAUGUGCAUCCUCAGCAACAUCACAAUAGACCCCGGGGUGUGGCCCUCGGGGGGCUACAAUGUCGCGCAGCCGGUCCUGAUUGUGGGGCAAAGCAACGCUGGCCGGAUGACGUGGAUGGACUUCCAGCGCGUGCCCAACUUUGUGCGCGUCACGGGCUGCGUACCCUCCGAGUAUAUGUACGUCCAGGGUAUGCACCUGAUCAACUUCCCCAACGGGCUGCUGCAGCCGCCUGCGGGGUCGGCGCUGGCGGGUGCUCAGGCGGCCGGUCUGGGCGUCGACGACGUCUCCAUCUACCUGACCAACUUCCAGGGCGUCAGUACCUGCGGGCCCGCCGGCGUGCCGAGGCUCUUUUUGAACCAGUCUAUUUUGAUCAUCACAUACACGGAGUUUCGACUGACGUACAAUGUGGUGAUGCGGACGGUGGGCGGUACGUCGUUGAAGGGCAGUGGCGCAGUGGUCGGCUCGCUGUUCUUCUACGACCUCUUCACGGUUGUGGCGGAUUACAUUACCUUUGUGAACAUAACUGGCUGGGGCUGGAACGGCUGGCUUGUGAACCUGACCUACUCUUGCCCGUCGGAUGUGCCUUUGCUGUACAAUAACGCCUACGAACCCUUGGUGGCGCACAUGGAUGAGCACGGCGGCGGCAGCAGAAGCAGCAGCCUUCUAGGUUGGCAGAUUGCGCUCGUCGUCAUCGGCUGCGUGCUCUUCGUGGCCCUUGCGGCGAGCCUUAUCGCCUGGCGCACCAGCGUGCGCCGGCUGCGCCAUGAGGUGGAGGCCGUCAAAAGCGGCGGCACGGAUAAAAAGUCCAGUAACGGCUCGGCUGAUGCAGACACCGGUAGCGCCGGCGGCCGGCUGGGAAGCAGCGCCGCGGGGGUUGGCGGCGGGGGGAACCAGCUAGACGUCGGCACGCAGGGUUCUGCGCCAGCGGCGGUAGUCAAGGGCUCUCAGAACGGCGGCGCUGGCGGCGGCGGUGGCACCAGCGACGACUCGGGGGCGGCCAUGCAGUACGACAAGCCGCCGCUGGAGGUGUUGAACAGCAUGAUGGCGACGCUGACGCAGGAGAUGGACGAUCAGCACUUGACGAUUCUGGAGGUCAUUGGGCAAGGCGGCUUUGGCGUUGUGUAUCGGGGGAUGUGGAAGGGUUUGAACGUGGCCGUGAAGACGAUUACGUUUCAGGACCGCGUGGCGGGUGGCGAAAAGGCGCAACACCGGGCCAUCUUGGAGGCUGCGAUAUCCUCAUCUCUGGCUCAUGUAAGUGUCGAUGAUGAGGGUGGUGGUGGGCACAAAGCCGCCGCCCAACGUCGUGACAACGUACUCGUACGACAUAAAACCGUUGACCUAGCUACGCGUCGCAUGGGCGAUACAGGGGUGCAAGCUGCACCUAAGCUGGACAGCCUGGAUUGCGCCAGCGGCCAGACCGCUGCGGGCAGCGGCGGCGGUGGAGGCGGCGGCGGACUUAAGAUUAUCGACAAGCGCACCGUCUUAGACUGGAAGCUCUACCUCAUACAGGAGUACUGUGACGGGGGCUCCCUGCGGACUGCGAUCCUUAAGAGGAAGUUUUUCGACGCGAAGAAGGGAGAGCCCCGCUUGGAAAUGAUCUUGGACACCUGCCUGGAGCUAACGGGCGGCCUCGUGCACUUGCAUGAACGGAACAUCAUUCAUGGCGAUUUGAAUCCCAACAAUGUGCUGCUUAAGCGCGACACCGGGAAGAAGUACGGCGCGAUCUGCAAGAUUGCAGACUUCGGGUUGAGCAUUAAGAUGAAUGCGGACCAGAGCCACAUCAGCAACAUGCGGAGAGGCACGCCUUUCUACACUUGCCCUCAGAUCUUGGCCCGGGGAAAUAUGACCAAGGCGGCGGAUGUGUACUCCAUGGGCGUCAUGAUGUGGGAGAUGUAUCAUUGCUGCAUGUCGUACCGCUCGCUACCCUCCGGGUUCGCCGCCCGAGAGAACUUCCCCGCCUUCUCGCGUAAGGCCCCCCACGACUUUGCGCACCUGCUUCGCACGGAGCUUGAGGCGCAGCUGCAGGCGCUCAAGCGCGGGGAGAUGCGCACCGGUGAAGACGUCCUGGGGCCCGACCCUGCAGGCGAUGCGGCGCAUAUGGCUGCCUGCCAGGACUAG